AUGCGCUUCACAGACAUUGCCGUCCUCUCCCUCGCCGCCACCGUCCUCGGACAGGGCCCAGGACAAGGUGGCCGUGGCGACGGUCCCAACGGCGUCGGUCGUCCAGGCCCAGGACCUGAACAAGGACCAGGAGGAGAAGGACCACGACACCACCCCCGCGCCAACCGGCCGAGAUUUGUCCCCGGCCGGGGCAGGAACACGCAAGGAAACCCGCCAUUGAACUCGGGCACGGCGGGCGGCCACUGCCUGAAUGACGCCGACGUCGACGUCCUGGUCAAGGGAUACACCUACCUUCUGCAGUACCCCGGCGGUGACGACUUCAAUGCCACAGCCAACGCGAUCCUGUCGGACAAGUUUGAGGUGUGGAGCGACUCGAUCAACACGCUGGGGCAGCGCGAUUUCAGCUCAGCCGCCUACCCGUCCCUCGAGGCCUUUAUCGCCUCGCAGUCGGUGACGCCACCCUUGCCGACCGUCGAGACCCUGUCGACCGCCUACACGUGCGACCAGAUAUUCUGGCGCUGGAACGCCUACGGCAUCGGCAGCGACUACAUGCGCGUCCACGGCUUUAUCGAGUUCGACGUCGACGUCUCAAAGGUCCAGAUCGACACCGUCUACUCCGAGUUCAACACGGCCGCCUUCUGGGUCGACCUUGGGAACCCGGAGUGUCAGCUCUCGGCUCGCAAAUAG
Fonsecaea pedrosoi CBS 271.37 is the source of this 687-nucleotide messenger RNA. RefSeq lists its product as uncharacterized. The transcript is spliced from 2 exons. Bases 1 to 687 code for a protein of 228 amino acids. Lineage: Eukaryota; Fungi; Ascomycota; Eurotiomycetes; Chaetothyriales; Herpotrichiellaceae. The record is from RefSeq and is a predicted model, not a curated record.